CUUCCUACAGCUGAACCCAGCUCUCUGUUACAGGUAAGACUAUUAAAUAACUAACUUUUUAAAGAUUUGAUGAGGAAGUUUUGCAAUUGUUUCAGUCUGUAGUGACAUUUUGGGUGAGAAGUUAACACUUAGAGCAAAACAAAGCUCUCAGAUUCAUGACCAAACUGUUAUCAGAUGAUUAAUACGGCAAAAGACUCGAUUUAGCUUUGAGUUUACUUCUUUAUUCUAACUUCACUGGGUUAUUUUUGUGCUUUUGCUUUGCUUAUGUGCCAUAUCAAAUAAGUUUGUGAUCUGUUUGGAUGUUUUGACCAGUUUUGUCUCACUAACAUUCUUCGCUUAGAUAAAAACAAAGCCAUGGACUCUGACUACUACAGCUCUUCUGUGAGUAGACUCUUCCCACCUUGUCUUUCAGUAUGACUCUGUUUGCCAAGGCGCAUUACUUCUAGAUAAUAUAAUCUGCUGGCUUGUGCUCUCUGAUUAGCUGCAUGCCUUGUCUUUCAAUGUUAUCUACAAUCCCUGAUGCAGGUAAUGAGUCCAGGUCAACUGCAAUGAUGCAAUACAGUCAUGUGCAAAGAUUUUCAUGCAUAGAAACUUAAUUAAACUGGGAAUUCAUGGGUGUAAGUUCAUCAAAACUAAUUUCUGAGUAGACUUUUUCAUCACUGAUACUCUUAAAUGAUAAACCUUCAACAUCUCCUCUCUAAUGUUUGGAAUACAAUGAAAACUGACUUUUAUCUCAGUCUGUCACCACCUUCAUGGUAUGUCUGCUUCCACUAUCUGCUACUCUAUCUCUCUCUUUUUUCCUUGUUUCACAAUCCCUUUGCACCCUGCCAGUCAGGUCUCACACUUCUGACCGGAUUUGUCUCGGAUUUGUGAUGUACCUGUCUUGAAGUCCUUGCAGAGUUUUUUAAAGUUUGACUAAAAUCCCUUUUCUUAUCUCGUCUACAGAAGAUGUGUUGGGGUACCCUCGGAACGGUGCGCCCCUUCUCUAAUUUCCAUCCUGACCGGGAUGCGAUCGCAAUCCAGGCUGCCCUGGAGAAAAAAGGUAGAUCAACUGGUUUGGAGAGUCAGGGUGGCAUUACUAGUUUGCAGUGCACACAUCGAAUUACUUUUUCAUAUCAUCCCAGCCCUGUUGUCAAACAUAAUGUUGUUUUAUCAUUCAAAACAAACUCUGUAUUUGGUUUAGAUGCAACAACUCUGACGAAUAUAUUUACCAAUCGAAACAACGCUCAGAGACAAGUGAUCGUCCAAACAUUUGAGGAACUCACUAAAAAGGUAAAGACACAAAUGACCUCUUCAUGUGUAUCAAAAUGCAUUAUAACUGCAUUGACUUAACUUUAGAAGCAACCAAACAAUAAUCCCAGUGAGUUAAGCAAUGCACCAUCAUGUAGAGUUGCAGCAAUGAUACCGUAAGUCUCAAGUGUGUGUUUACUUUGGCUGUUUGCACAUCAAACAUAACAGAAACUGAACCAAAGGGGUUGAACACGCCUUUAUUUAGAGAGGGAGUAGGUCCGCAUACGCAGUAUAAACUGAUAUACUUUAACAGAGAAUAUAAUGGACACAGAAGUUAAACAUCGACUGCAGUUGGUCAACAACAGAUGAAGUUGAUGGGUUGUACCUUAACAUUCACAAUCAAACAGUUGUUCACACGUCUGUCCUUUUUGUCACUAUAACCUUAAAGCUAUCACUUCCUGCAACACAAGGAGGGAGAAUCUAGAAAACACACUUUAAAUCUGUCCAACUGUGGUCUAUCAAUACUUCAAAACUGCCAUCAAAGUUUCUGUUUGUUUGUUUUUGGUAUUAUUGUUUAUUCCUAGGUAUGCUUCAUUGAAACAUUUUCCCCCCAGUAAGUCUAUCGAAUUAAACGUUUCAGUGUGUAUGUUGAGUUUUCAAUGAACUUUUCUUCUAGGACCUUGCUAUAGCUAUUAAAAAGGCGACUUCUGGAGACCUGGAGGAUUUGCUGCUGGAGCUGCUGAUGCCUCCUCUGCAGUACGAGGCUCGCCGCCUGCAGCAGGCCAUGGCAGUAAGUCAAUGUUUGUGUGUUUCUGCGUGUAUUUUGUAAUGCUCGGUGAGUGAUUUCUGACUCAAAACCUUCUGAUUUUAUCCAACAUGACUGUAAUUAUAGGGUUUAGGUACUGACGAGGAAACACUACUUGAGAUGCUGUGUACACGAUCUGGGAAGAAGCUUCAAGAAAUCAGUGCUGCUUACACACAGGGUGAGUCACAGAACUAUUUUCUGAGUCUUUAUCAAAGGCUGAAGAGGAGAUUAAAACCCCUAAUCCAUAAUUUCGAUGUGUGCUGAUAGCAUUUCCCAUGUUGCUUCUUCGUCUCUGUUUUCAGUGUAUAAGAAGGACCUGGAAAAGGAACUGAAAGCAGAAACCAGUGGAGACUUUGCCAAGCUUGUUAUAGCUUUGCUAAAUGUAAUUUGAUUUUUUUUUUUGCUUUACUAUCACCUCAUCUUAUUGAUAAAGCUACUGACUGUAAAUCUAUUGCAGACUUUUGGUAAAGAAACACUUGUAGACACUGAUUUCCUGUCUUUGAUGAUAAACAGAAAUGUAUCUUGGCUGUGAAAUAACAGAGGAGUGACAUACAAUAACAGCAUGAAUUUUAUACCUCACUUUGGUCAUCAAGUGUUUUCUCUCUCCUGUCCCAACAGAAAGAAAGUGUUCCUGCAGGGGUUCAAAGAGAUAUCGGGGUAAUUAUUUCAUAAUCCUGUCCUGUGCAAAUGCUGAUUUCAAAUGCAAUAUAGCAGUUCAGAGGCUAAGUAGCUCAUGUUAGAAAUCCAGUUUUUACCACUUCAAAUUCAACAGAGCCAUGUGGUCCAUGUGGUGAAAACUCAUUCAAACUCUGGUACCAACCAAACAAGCAAACUCUGAUCCACUUGGAAAUGAGGGGCUCGGUUUGCUUCCAAGCAAACUCUGAAGUGUGAAAGAACCGCAGACCAACCUGUAAACCAAAUAUAGCAAGUGGUACACUGGAUCAUGAGUCUGAGUGUCAAUAUCACUUGGCAUCUGUGCAGCCAAGGCAACACGCCAUAGUCUCUCACUCUCAUAAGGGCUUGCCUUUUUUGUUGAUAGAGCUGGACAGUUCACUGCCUGUAUUAUAUCAACAUCAAAGUAAACACAGAAACCCUGAAAUUUCUGUUGUUUGUGAUGAAUAAGCAGCUGAAAGGGGAUGAGUUUCUGCUCUGACAUGAUUCAUCCACAGACUAUGCAAUCCAUUGUUUAACCAUACCUCAUGCACACUGUAUUGAGCUGCUUUCUGAGUGUUUUCUUUUUUAUUCUUAAAGACUCUCUCGGCAUCAUUAAACGCGAAAAAAGCCGAUGCAGACCCGUGGAUAGAAAUACUGACUUCACGAGACCUGAGCCAUCUUGAGAAAGGUGAGGCAAUAACUCGGGUAUUUCUUAAAAAAGUUCCUGCAUAUGUAAAUCUGUGUUACCCAGCAUCAUCCCCUUGUAGAUAUUAAUGGAUGUGUCCGUUAUACCGACAGUGCUGAUGGGUCUGGAAGUGGAGACAGAACAGACGGUGGAACAGGCUGUGGAAAAACACUUCAGUGGAGAUGUUAAACUGGGUUUAUCGAUUUUAGGUACAAGUUCUACUAGACUGCACGAUAACUUUUAAGCUCUCUGCAUGUAGACUUGCCACUGAUACAUACUUGUUCCCCCGUUUUCACAACAGUACAGUGCAUUCAAGCGCCUUAUGUCUACCUUGCCAAACGACUAACUACAAUGAAGGUAAGAAAAUUUUUACAUGUGGUGAUGAGUAACUGUUAAAUAAUAAUUCACAUCUGUUUUCAUACAGGUAUCAUGACUGAAAGUUACAAUCAGAAUGGUUAUAUUAACUUUAAAGUAGCUAUUUAUAAGGGGGUGCAUCAGUGUGUUAGCUGAGCAUCAGUAUCAGCUAAUAUUUACCAUUAGCUAAUAUAAUACUUCUGUAGUCGUGCAACUUUGUGCAUCAAUUUAAAGCAACUGUGAGGAACUUUUGUUUUGUUUUGAUUAUGGCGCCCCCCUAUGGAUGGAGCGGUAUCUCAUAUCUUGUAUUUUAAACAGAUGUGAGCAGUUUUACUCACUGUAAAUGUUUACUAUGACAUUGUUUUUUUAAAGUCUGCUUCUUCUUCUCCUGUCGUCAAUCAUCUGGUCCGACUCUGCUCCCCUCACAGCAGGUCCAGGCUUUGAAAAUUACAAUACAGAAAAUAUGAGUCUUAUUGGUGAUGGUCUAGUCUGCUGUUAAAGGUCAUUAGUUUCAGUCUGUUUCUCAGCCAGUUUUAAACUCAACAAAAGCCCCUUUGUAGACAAAUAUGACGGUCAUUUACUGCAUAUACUUUAAUGCAUAUUUGCUCAAAAUGUAACCAUCAAAACUUGAUAUCUUCUUCUUUCAGGCGCCCAUAGUGCAGGGGAUCAUGAUAUCCCACUGCGAGGAGGAUCUCCUGUAUAUCCGAGUGGCUUUUAAGAAAUUAACAGGAACCUCUCUCUACACAGCUCUACAGGUGCGUCACACUUACCACCCUGGACUAGAUACAAAACCUUGAAAUGCUUGCAUUAUCAUACUGAUGUGAUGUGACUUUUCCAGUAGUGUUAUUUUUAUAAAUCAUUUAAAAAAACUAACUUUUUAUUUUUGCUGUCAUUUUUACAAGUUUGCUUCUUCCUUUUCCAACAGAGCAAGUUCAAAGGGGAAUAUCUCCAAGCUCUGCUGGCCAUCUGCCGAUCUGAAGACUAAUAACGCCUGCGACAUUUGAAUUUGUACACUUUUUAUUCAGCUCUGUUUCUCUUUGAAUCGCAUUACACUUGUAAAAAAAAAUAAACCUUGUUCUCUAUCUCAACUUUUAAUAUUUUACAGAAGCUCAUUUCCCUAACAUGUGCCUGUUUGAUCGAUCUUUGCAAAUACACGAAGCUGAACAUGUGAAAAGAAGUUGUGUUAUUUUAUGAGUGCGGUUUGGUUGGUGUUUUUUUUUUUAUUACUUAUAGUACAUGCUGCUAAACUUCCCCUUUAGCUGGAUCAUUAGUCAGCAUACAUUGGCACUCGUUACAAACCAACUUCAGUACAAGCUAUAAAGAGAUUGUUCCUUUUUUACAAAACAUUUCAAUGUUUUCUUUACACAUAUAUCUUUCAAUAACCUUAAAAUACUGACAAAGACAAGAUUCCUAAAUAAACUCCUGAACUAUGACUUUCUGUGGUCCUGCAGAUUCAUGCUUGUUAACAUAUACAAACAUCUGCUAAAUGUGCAACUUACAGAUCAUUUG
Messenger RNA from Xyrichtys novacula (pearly razorfish), 5237 nucleotides. Lineage: Eukaryota; Metazoa; Chordata; Actinopteri; Labriformes; Labridae. The record is from the annotation of a GenBank genome assembly.